Myiozetetes cayanensis is the source of this 1037-nucleotide messenger RNA. RefSeq names its product prion protein (gene PRNP). Gene Ontology annotation, cellular component: membrane. The transcript is spliced from 2 exons. The record is from RefSeq and is a predicted model, not a curated record. NCBI's taxonomy places the organism in Eukaryota, Metazoa, Chordata, Aves, Passeriformes, Tyrannidae. Gene Ontology annotation, biological process: protein homooligomerization. The coding region runs from base 87 to 872 and encodes 261 amino acids.
GCUCCUCCCUCUCGCUAUUUAUUCCUCCCCGGAGCUGCCGGGGCUGAAUCACCUCGAGCCGAGCAGGGAAGGAGCUGCCAGCCGCCAUGGCCAGGCUCCUGCUCACCUGCUCCCUGGUGGUCCUGCUCCUCGGCAUCUGCACCGACGUCGCCUUCUCCAAGAAGGGCAAAGGCAAACCCGGCGGGGGCGGGUGGGGCACGGGGAGCCACCGCCAGCCCACCUACCCCCGCCAGCCCGGCUACCCCCAGCACCAGGGCUACCCCCAGCACCAGGGCUACCCCCACAACCCCGGCUACCCACACAACCCGGGCUACCCCCACAACCCCGGCUACCCGGGCUGGGGCCAGGGCUACAACCCCUCCAGCGGGGGCACCUACCACAACCAGAAGCCGUGGAAGGCCCCCAAACACAAGACCAACUUCAAGCACGUGGCGGGGGCGGCGGCGGCGGGCGCCGUGGUGGGGGGGCUGGGGGGCUACGCCAUGGGCAGGGCCAUGUCGGGGAUGCACUACCGCUUCGACAGCCCCGACGAGUACCGCUGGUGGAACGAGAACGCCGCGCGCUACCCCAACCAGGUGUACUACCGCAACUACGGCGGCUACGUCCCGCAGGACGUCUUCGUGGCAGACUGCUUCAACAUCACCGUCACCGAGCACAGCAUCGGCCCCGCCGCCAAGAAGAACGCCUCGGACGCCGGGCAGGCCGUCAACCAGACGGAGGUGGAGCUGGAGAACAGGGUGGUGACCAAGGUGAUCCGGGAGAUGUGCAUCCAGCAGUACCGCGAGUACCGCCUGGCCAACGGCAUCCGGCUGCACCUCGCCGACGCCUCGCUCGCCGCCCUCCUGCUCCUCGUCCUCUUCGCCAUGCACUGAGGGGGCCCGGGAUCCCACGGCUUUGAGGUGUCACCCGCGUCCCCGUGGGGACCCCCCCGACCUCCCCGUUCUUGCUUGCGGUCGUCGUUGGUGAAGAGCCCUUGGGGCACGCGGGCGCCGGCGCUCCCCGUCACCUCCUUGGGGUCCCCUCCAUCAGCUCCUUGG